Molecule: messenger RNA, 1422 nt
Organism: Paramacrobiotus metropolitanus
Lineage: Eukaryota; Metazoa; Tardigrada; Eutardigrada; Parachela; Macrobiotidae
Product: cell surface glycoprotein 1-like
Exons: 3
Coding region: 1-1422 (473 amino acids)
Source: RefSeq, a predicted model, not a curated record
AUGACGGAUGAGCAACAGACUCAGACGGCCCAGAAGAUCCAUGCUACGAUCCAGGACAGAGACAAAGUCUUGAGACGGUUGGUAACAUUGAGAUGCGGAAAGCAGGAGUUACGACAGCUCCCGCUGGAUCCGACUAUGAUCCAGACAAUUCAACGGCUCCGCAAUCCGAGCAUCAACCCGGGUGCUUACACGCUGGAAAUCCAACCUCGGCCCGGAGAAGAGGUUACCGAGAAGAUUCCGAUAACAAUGUUGGAUAGUAGUGAAGAUGAGGAGAAUGCGGACAACGUUGACUCCGAUGACUCCACUCAACAGAAGGCAGCGGCACCACCGAAGGGAUCCACGCCGGAACGAGGCAGAUCGCCGAAGAAACCAGUAAAGCCGGAGGCCAAAGAGACGACCAAACCGAAGUCGGACUCUACGGUAAAGACGCCGAAGCCUAAUCCGGCCAAGCGGCACAAGUCAUCCGAUGACUUGGAUAUUUCGGAUGCCGGCCCACAAAGGACCGAGCAAAAGGAGAAAGCUCAACAACCGCACGACAAGGAUGCGGUUGAGCGAAAAUUCAAAGAAGUCAUGGAGCGGACCGGCACAAAGCCGGCUAAGACUUCAGGAGGUCGGCUACGGAACCCACCAAAACCGCCGACUCCGAUCGAACAACCCCAGCCCUCCACAUCUAAGCAACAGUCUGACGUAGAAUCCGACCAGAUCUCGGACAUCGAGGAAAAGGACUCAAUCUCCGACCAUGGAGAAGGUGAUCCUUAUGAAGGAUUUAAGGGCGACCUGAAAGAAAUGUUCGACCAUGGAGCGGACACUGAUGAAUCACAGUGGCCAGCCCCAGACGAUGCGCGCGAGCGUCUUCCGGACGAACAGCCGGAUGACCCGGUCGAUACAUUAAUCCGUACCGUCCGAGUACACGUCGAAAUUGUCAGGAGCAUCGAAAACGCCAGGAAAAACGGCGUGGACAUUUACCAGUCCUUGGUCCGAGACCUGUCCAACAACAUCCAAGAAGAAACCGAAGAUGAUGACGACGACGAUUUCCAAACACCUGGGAACGGAUCGCCGAAAGACGAUGACGAUGACGACGACGAAAAUGGUAAACCACCACCACCGUCGAACCCGGCACCCCAACAGCAGGGCGAACCGGAGAUACCGGAUAGACAACCGGAAGAGAAGGACAGCAGCGACAAAGCUGAAGAGUCCAAAGGCAAUGAAGACGAUGGUGGAGUAUAUAUCCCUCGUCAGUACGGUAAACGGAUACCGAUAACUCCUGACACUGACGAGCGGCCACUUCUCUCCGAAUGGAAUGAGGACACCAUGGAAGUGUUGCCGGACGACAUUCCCCCGUUGACCAACGUUAGGGUCAAAUAUACUGGCAUCAAAUCGGCCUCAAAACCGAAGCCGAGUGUAUCGGAAUACGAUGCCUGA